AUGAGCAACCGACUUUCAUCCAAGGAGGAUUAUGAGAAGCUUUUGGACAGCUAUGAUACAUGGCUAUUUGACUGCGACGGUGUUCUAUGGCGCGGAGAUCAUCUGAUAGAAGGAGUCGUUGAGGUUUUAGAUAUCCUAAGGCGUCGAAAUAAGAAGAUAGUCUUUGUCACGAACAAUGCCACGAAAUCUAGGAAGAGCUACAAGACCAAAUUUGACCAACUAGGGGUUGAAUCUCAUGUCGACGAAAUUUAUGGAUCGGCUUAUGCCGCUGCUGUUUACCUGUCUUCAGUUGUCAAAAUCCCGAAGACCAAAAAGGUCUAUGUUAUUGGUCAAGGAGGAUUAGAAGAAGAACUUCGGGACGAGGGUGUAAACUUCAUUGGCGGCACGGAUCCCGCGGACAAUACGCUCGCACCAUUCAGUCUGGGCGACUUCGUUCUUGAUCCCGAUGUGGCCGCCGUUGUCUGUGGCCUGGAUACACAGAUAAAUUAUACGAAGCUCUCAAAGGCCUUUCAAUAUUUAACUCGGAACCCAGACUGUCUUUUCAUUGCGACAAAUGAGGAUAGCACAUAUCCUAGCGCACACGGCUUACUUCCAGGAGCAGGUUCCAUCAGCGCACCCUUGAGAUUUUCUCUUGGUAGAAGCCCUGUCUGCACAGGAAAACCGUCAAAUACCAUGCUAGAUUGUGUCAAAGCUAAGUUGGUCACCAGUUUCCCUGCUGCGAUGAAUGAUUCAAUUAACGAUCGUGGUUAG
Psilocybe cubensis is the source of this 750-nucleotide messenger RNA. RefSeq lists its product as uncharacterized. The coding region runs from base 1 to 750 and encodes 249 amino acids. Gene Ontology annotation, molecular function: alkaline phosphatase activity; phosphoglycolate phosphatase activity. The transcript is spliced from 4 exons. The record is from RefSeq and is a predicted model, not a curated record. Lineage: Eukaryota; Fungi; Basidiomycota; Agaricomycetes; Agaricales; Agrocybaceae.